AUGUAUGAACGAGCACUGAAAGGACUCGAGAAGGUUUUAGGCGUGACCUCAAUUUCGACCUAUAUCCCUGCCUUGAACACGCUUGGGGAAUUUGGCCUUCUAUGGGAGAGGCAGGGGAAUGCUGUAAACGCUCUACUGUAUUACCGGCGGGCGGUGGAUAGCGCUGAGACCGUAUUUGGGCGGCAAAGCCAAUGGUAUGCAAGGCUGUCCAGCCAUAUUGGUUCUUUACAGUGUGAUAUUGUCGACCAGGACUGGGAACAGCUGGUUCACCAGCCAAACUCGACCGAUGGUGAAUACGAUGCUAAGGAUAAAUAUGUGGCGUUUAGGAUCCUUAAAACCUUGAUACCUGACUUGGUCAACACGAAGUAUGACUAUGGCAAAUUUAAAUUGAUUUGCGAUGAUCUUGGCUUGGCAAAUCUAAUUGUUCGUGGCAAAGAAGAUCUUACUGUUGUUGGGGUAGUAGACCUUGAGUGGUCAUAUGUUGGACCCGCCCAGCUAUUUGGCUCAGCACCGUGGUGGCUUCUCCAAGACAGACCUGUUAAUAGUGCAUGGGACUGCGAGGGUGAUGAGCUACCUAAGAUUGCCUCUCGGUACUUGAAGUACCUUGAUAUCUUUAUGCAUAUCUUGGAGGAGGAAGAGGCAAAAAUGCCAGGCUAUGAAGAGAGAGAGCUCUCUAGUCUUGUCAAGUGGUCGCAAGCCUCUGGGGCCAUGUGGUUGCACAUGCUCCUCUCAUCUGGCUUUAAUGACUAUUGCAGUUUUCCGUUUACAAAGCUCCGUCAACAUUUGGGAGCUGCCGAGUGGGCGAAGCGUGAGAAGGAAUAUGACCAGGCAGAAGAGCUUGAGGGAUUCGCAUCGCGGAAGGUCAAGGAGUUGGAGAAGUAUGAUGAAGCCUUGCAGAAGAUGGAGGAAAGCAAAGCGCUCAUAGAUAGCGGGAAGAUGACGAAGGAAGAAUUCAUUGCCAAAGCUCUAAUGGAACCAUGCUGUUCCCUAUCGUCUGCGGCGCACGAUGAAAUGACGAAUGACAAGGGGUUGCUCCGUACGGUAGCUACUUGGCUUAUCUCGCAGGCUACAAAGUUGAGGGUGGCCGCAAGGAUAGGAUGAGCAGGUUGUAUUAGCAGAAAGACCAAAUGUUGUGUUUUUACAUUUAAAGCAACAGCCA
Molecule: messenger RNA, 1159 nt
Organism: Monascus purpureus
Lineage: Eukaryota; Fungi; Ascomycota; Eurotiomycetes; Eurotiales; Aspergillaceae
Source: the annotation of a GenBank genome assembly